AUGUUCUUGAAUCUUCAGCACUGGUCCGAACGCUGGGACUCCGAACGCUCGAAUAGGUUUCUGGGUGACGCUGACUUGGGAACAUAUAACCGGGGGCAUCGCCCAAUUCUCAUCUAUUCUUCUGUAGGCGGACUCAUCCAGAAUGGAGCGGUUACGGAAUCAAAUUUCCUCCAGAUGCUCGGGAUCCUGUUGACAUUAACUAUUUUCAUCCCACCAUGA
Morchella sextelata is the source of this 219-nucleotide messenger RNA. RefSeq lists its product as uncharacterized. The record is from RefSeq and is a predicted model, not a curated record. The transcript is spliced from 4 exons. NCBI's taxonomy places the organism in Eukaryota, Fungi, Ascomycota, Pezizomycetes, Pezizales, Morchellaceae. The coding region runs from base 1 to 219 and encodes 72 amino acids.